AUGGCCAGGCUCGUGUCGGACACCUACCUGGCGAAACUCCUGGAAGGGCUCAGCAGCCUUCGCUCGCAGAGCGCACUGUGCGACGUGACACUGGAGGCGGAAGGGGUCUGCUUUCCAGCCCACAAGAUCAUUUUAGCCUCAGCAAGUAACUACUGCAAGAUCCUGUUUGUUGGAAAUUUGGCAAGAGCGGGGAGCCGGGAUGGUAAUGUCCGGCUGAAAGCCGUCAGCGCUGCCGGGCUGAGGAAUGUUCUCAACUUCAUUUACUCCAACAAACUAGACCUCUCAUUACAGAAUAUUGAGGAGACCUUCAAAGCCGCAGAAACCCUCCUGGUUCGGGAGGUGAUCAAGCUGUGCUUUUGCUUUCUGGAGGGUUGCUUGAACUGUGAGAACUGCAUGGAUGUUCUUAACAUUGCUAAAAAACUCGGCCCAGCAGAGUUGAGACAGAAAGCCAUGCGCUACGUAGGGCAGCACUGCCAACAGAUCCUGGCUGAUCCUCGGCGCUUGAAAGACCUGGACCGAGGAACCCUUUGUGAAAUUUUAGACAGGACCGACAGUGAGGGAUACAGCGAGCUGGAGCUGCUCAGGGCCGCCGUCAGCUGGCUGCAGCACGACCACGCGCGGCUGAAAGAUGCAGCAGAUAUUUUAAGGCGCAUAAGAUUCCCUCUCAUUCCUUUACAGGAUCUGCACAGAUACGUCCAAGAAAUGCCUCUUAUGAGGCUGGAUUCAGGCUGCCACAGAUACCUGCAGGAGGCUCUGAAUUACCACUCCCAGCCGUACGCGCAGCCAGUCCUGCAGACCCAGAGCACGAGCCUCCGCUCCGGUUCCGCCGUGCUGCUCGUCACUGGUGGCAGAACCACCAACAACUGCGUCUCCAGAGAGAUGUGGGCUGCGGACCAGAGCUGCAGCACCUGGCACAAGGUCGGCAACCUCUGCGUGCCCGUGUACAACCACUGCGUCGCCAUCAUCAAUGACUUCCUCUUUGUCAUCGGGGGACAGUGCAAAUUUGAUCCCACAGGAAAGCAGCCAUCAAAUGAGGUUUUCCGAUUUGAUCCCCGCAACGCUUCCUGGCUCCAGGUCGCCAGCAUGCUGGAGAGGCGGACACGCUUCCACGCGGAUGUGCUGUCUGAUCGCAUCCUUGCCGUGGGUGGCGGGACGCUGCUGGGGGCCCUGACCUGCACGGUGGAAUCGUACCAGCCUGCCGACAACAAGUGGGAGUUCACGGCUCCGUUCCCCACACCUAUUGCUGACCACGCAGGCACAACCCACAAGGGAAUCCUCUACGUUUCAGGGGGCUUCUCAGGGGGUAAAACCUUACGAGACACUUACAGCUACCUCCCUCGCCUCCGACGCUGGAUUGGCAACAGUGCCAUGGCUUUUACCCGCUGUGAUCACGGGAUGGCUACAGUCAGGGACAGGAUCUUUUGCAUUGGAGGAAGGACACUAAAAGGAGCAGAGGAAUGGAUUCACGUCAGUGAGACGGAGUGUUAUUGUCCUGGAAGCAACCAGUGGACAACGCUAACGCUAUCCCCGUUCAGCUGCUGCCAGUUCAGCGUCACAGCCCACCACACUACGCUCUACCUCACAGGAGGUGCGUCACUGCAGCACAUGCAGAAAGAAGACAGUGUUUUCCUGUAUGACACAGAGGGCCGGGCAUGGAAGAAAGCCAGUCCCCUGCCUAAAGCUCUGGUGGAUCAUGCCUCUUGCAUGAUUAAACUGUCCCAAGUGAACGUAGCUGGUGAGACGAGGAGAGGCAUAAAGUGCUCCCCCACAGGCAGAAGGAAGAAAUCUACUCUCAGCUUGUUCAUCACAAAGAAACAAGAGUCCCACUUUGCCUCAGAAAAGAAGUAGGAUGUGAAUAAGUCAAGCAGAUCUGACAGUGUUUGCCCACAGUGUAGUAUUUUAACAACUCUUCCAGUUGCCAGCCGAACAUCUCUAGCAGUGAUAUGGAAUUGGUACAUUUUUGACUUGGUGUUAUUAUGGUGACAUGCAUAAUCUGCAAAAAAAGAAUUAGUUCCCAAUCCUACUAAGCUACAUCAAACCCAUAAGAAUUCCUUAAAUCAAUUUUUUGUCAUUAAGAACCUGUUUUUCUGAAUAAUGACCAAUGUAGAACUUAUUUUCCAUGAGCAACUUCAGAGAUUUUAUGAGGAAGUCUUCAAAAGAGCUUUGAAUUCCAUCUCUAGUAAUUUCCUUACGAACACUGCUGGCUCACAAAUUAAGUACUGACAGAGACACAUAUACGCAAUGUAUUUAAAACUGUCUUGACACUGGAUUAAGACCAUAGGGCACUGCGAUGACAACCUUGUCCUCAACAAGCAGACCAGAAAACUUUCUUCAGUGAACAUGCAUUGAACCCGUGACUGCUUGAGCCAGAGUAUGGGUAAACUUUUAGAAAGGAACCAAGUAUCUUAGAAGUCCACAUCUCACAGAGAGUCAAUGGGCUAAGGGGCUGGAAUGGACAAAAAACCUGACGAGGAUAAGUUUGGAAAGGUGUGAGAAUGAAUCCAUGGCCACCAUGGAUACCCUGAUGGACAGAGCCAAUAUGGGGCAAACCGUCCCAGUGGGAGUCAUACCAGGUGCCACGAUCCACAACCCACACAGCAAUGCGACAGCUCUACUUACAGGUGCUUCUAGAAAACAGGGCGCUAAAUAAAAGACGAAAUGGAUACUG
Molecule: messenger RNA, 2668 nt
Organism: Chroicocephalus ridibundus (black-headed gull)
Lineage: Eukaryota; Metazoa; Chordata; Aves; Charadriiformes; Laridae
Product: kelch-like protein 9
Exons: 4
Coding region: 1-1848 (615 amino acids)
Molecular function (GO): protein binding
Source: RefSeq, a predicted model, not a curated record